Messenger RNA from Sclerotinia trifoliorum, 1330 nucleotides. NCBI's taxonomy places the organism in Eukaryota, Fungi, Ascomycota, Leotiomycetes, Helotiales, Sclerotiniaceae. The record is from the annotation of a GenBank genome assembly.
CUAUAGCUCUGUAAAGCUUGAUAAGCUGGCUUUACCCCGCAGUACAAGUGAUCGCAAGCGUUUAGGUGUCGGAUAGGUCCGAGCGUCUUGAAGUGUAUGCCGAAUAUCUGCCGAUCGACCCCUCCGAACAUCCAAACCUCUAAACUAUCUUUCACAGUAUCUGAAGCAAACGAACUCAUUCACGCUUCCUGUACAACUUCCUCCCUAGACCUCAGAUUAGCCUCGCAGAACCAAAGAAUCAUGGCCCUCGAACACGGAAACCCCGCCGACCUCCUCCCUAUCCACUGGAAAUCACAAAUCACAGCCUGGUUUGCAGAAGAUACUCCCUCCUUCGAUUAUGGCGGAUUCGUCGUUGGGGAUGACGAACGAACUGCGACUUUAUACGGAAAAUCGCGAGGCAUAUUGGCAGGUGUACCAUUCUUCGACGAGGUAUUUGCACAAGCUGGAUGUUCGGUGGAAUGGCAUAUGAAGGAGGGAACAUUAGUUGAUCCUGGCGCAUCCGGAAAAGUAGCCGUGGCUACAGUUACAGGGCCAGUACGCAAAUUAUUAUUAGGGGAGAGAGUUGCGCUUAAUACAUUAAGUCGCUGCUCAGGGAUUGCGACGAAAUCAAGGGAUAUGGAGAUUUUGGUUAGGAAGGCGGGGUAUAAAGGGAUUCUUGCUGGAACGAGGAAAACUACACCGGGGUUCCGGAUGGUGGAGAAAUAUGGAAUGAUUGUUGGGGGUGUUGAUGGACAUAGACAUGAUCUGUCUAGUAUGACUAUGUUGAAGGAUAAUCACAUUUGGGCUAGGGGAAGUAUUACUGAUGCCGUUAAGGCUGCGAAGGCGGUCGGUGGGUUCUCGCUAAAGAUUGAGGUAGAGGUUGAUAGCGAGGAAGGUGCUGAUGAGGCUAUCGCCGCUGGGGCUGACAUAAUUAUGUUGGACAACUUUUCAGGAGAUGGGUUGAAAGUAGCUGCGAAAAGUUUACGGCAAAGGUGGGCUGGGAAGAGGGAGUUCUUAUUGGAGUGUAGUGGCGGACUCACUUCUGAGAACGUGGAGACGUAUAUCAAUAACGGUAAGCUUAGCGCAAUCCUUUUUAGCAGAUUAUUCCUAAUUUUCACAUUUAGAUAUCGAUAUAAUAUCCACGAGUUCGAUACAUCAAGGUGUACCUCAUAUCGAUUUCUCUCUGAAAAUCGAUCAUUAAUGAAUAUAUAAAGAUGAAAUAAUAUACAUUACUCCGCAUAAUACAUGUCACCACAUCUCCUCGUUCAUGAGCUUUAAUUGCGAUCAAAUAGUGGGUCUAUAUCUCAGCUACAUAAGCAGAAAGACUGAGAGUUUUCCUUUCAUGUGACAA